Messenger RNA from Apis mellifera (honey bee), 462 nucleotides. RefSeq names its product U6 snRNA-associated Sm-like protein LSm6. Gene Ontology annotation, molecular function: RNA binding. Bases 197 to 436 code for a protein of 79 amino acids. The transcript has 3 exons. Lineage: Eukaryota; Metazoa; Arthropoda; Insecta; Hymenoptera; Apidae. The record is from RefSeq and is a predicted model, not a curated record. Gene Ontology annotation, biological process: maturation of SSU-rRNA; mRNA splicing, via spliceosome. Gene Ontology annotation, cellular component: U4/U6 x U5 tri-snRNP complex; sno(s)RNA-containing ribonucleoprotein complex; nucleolus.
CAAUGUUCAAUUAAAGUGUAAAAGUGUACAUCAAAAAAACUUUUUUAUUUUAUAUUUUAUGUACAAUAGAUAUAAAUAUUUAGAUUUACUUGUAAACGUACAUUUAUUACGAUUAUCGAUUCAUUAAAUCUCAUCAAUAGUAUAAAUUUAUUAGAUACUGUGUAUCAAAAAAUAAAUUAUAAGAUAAAAUUAAAAGAUGAGUCGCAAAGAAGCAUUAUCUCAAUUUAUCCAACAGAUACAUGGACGUCCUGUUGUUGUAAAGUUAAAUAGUGGUGUAGAUUAUAGAGGUGUUUUAGCUUGUCUUGAUGGUUAUAUGAAUAUAGCACUUGAACAAACAGAAGAAUAUGUAAAUGGCCAAUUGAAAGAUAAAUAUGGUGAUGCAUUUAUUCGUGGUAAUAAUGUAUUAUAUAUUAGUACACAAAAACGUAGAACUUAAGUAAAAUAAAUAUAUAAUUUAUAUUA